AUGUCCUCCACGAAGCCUCGCAUUGGCUUUGCCGGCCUGGGUGCCAUGGGAGGCGGCAUGGCGAAGAAUCUGGUCAAGGAAGGCUUUGAAGUCACUGGAUUCGAUGUCUAUCAGCCCCUCGUAGAUAGCUUCGUUGAGGCUGGAGGCAAGCCGGCAAAGACUCCCAAAGAGGCGGCCCAAAAUGCAGACUUUUUCGUAUCCAUGGUGGCAAAUUCAGCUCAGAACUCCAGCUUGCUUUUUGAGGGCGAUGAUUGUGUAAUCAAAGGUCUUGGUCAGGGCAAGACUUUCAUACUUUGCUCCACUACUCCACCAGACUUCUUGCAUGAGCUUCGCAAAAGACUAGAUGAAGAGUUCAACCGACCAGAUGUAAAGCUUCUCGAUUGUCCGGUCUCGGGCGGCACCAUUAGAGCUGCAAAUGGCACUUUGUCGAUAUUCGAAUCCGGACCUGAGGAGCACCUUGACGAGGCCAGGGAAGUGCUUCAGGCCAUGUCAGGCAAUCUGUACCGCAUGGGGGGCAUCAGCGCCGGUACCAAGACGAAGACCGUUCAUCAACUUCUGGCCGCGACCAACAUCAUUUCCGCCUCCGAAGCAUUGGGCUUGGCCGCCACAGUCGGACUCAACACCCAUACAGUGACCGACCAUGUCAACCAGUCCAAUGGUGCAAGCUUUAUGUUCGAGAACCGGGCACCGCACAUGUUAAAAACCGACUGGCAUCCGUAUAGCGCGUUAGCGAUCAUCCAGAAAGACUGCUUGAUCGUGACAGAUACAGCAAGGAAGGCACAUUUCCCGGUUCCAGUGGUGACAACAGCGGAACAGUUAUAUCUUCAAGGAGAGAAGGCCGGCCUUCUGAAAGUCGACGACGCUGCACUCGUACAGCUUUAUCUACCGAAGUCUCAACCUGAUCUUGUCGGUCAAAUGGCUACAGCCGAUGUCAACAUGACUAAAUCGCAUCAGGUCAGUAAAGAGACCAUCGCAGAUCUCCUGGCUGGCAUUCAUCUUGCGGCUUCUGUCGAGGGCAUGGCGUUCUGCAAGAAACUUGGCAUGGAUCGCAGAACCAUGUACGAGAUCAUCAGUAAAGCUGCCGGCUGGAAUGCAAUGUUUACCAAGAACAUCCCUGCUAUGCUCGAGAAGGAUAGCUGGACGCUGGCUGAUUGUCCCGAAGCCAAGGACGUUGGCUCGAAGCUCUCGGAUGCCGUCGACAAGUGCAAAUUGAUCCAGUAUCCGUGUCCAAUGGCGUCCAUCGCACUUCAGCAGUACUUCUUCGCUGGCCUGAUCGAUAAAACUAUUUCAGAUCAAAGUCGAGGAAGCCGAUCGUAG
Molecule: messenger RNA, 1317 nt
Organism: Pseudocercospora fijiensis CIRAD86
Lineage: Eukaryota; Fungi; Ascomycota; Dothideomycetes; Mycosphaerellales; Mycosphaerellaceae
Exons: 2
Coding region: 1-1317 (438 amino acids)
Molecular function (GO): oxidoreductase activity; NAD binding; NADP binding
Source: RefSeq, a predicted model, not a curated record